Messenger RNA from Closterium sp. Naga37s-1, 2220 nucleotides. NCBI's taxonomy places the organism in Eukaryota, Viridiplantae, Streptophyta, Zygnematophyceae, Desmidiales, Closteriaceae. The record is from the annotation of a GenBank genome assembly.
AUGGGAGCUGCGAGGGGAGGCCGGCAUUGGUGCGCCCUCCCCUUCGCCGCGCACGCGCUGUUCCGCGGGGCGGCGACCAAGCGCAGCGUGCCCGCGCUGCUGCUCGUGGUUGCGCUGGUGGUGGUGCUGGCGAUCAUGGUGCAGUGGCGCGCGCUGCUACUACAGCCCACUGUCAUCUCCGGCAUGUCCGCGUCCUCGUCUUCCCGGUGGCUCCCCUCUGUCCCCCACCUCUCCCCUCUCUUCCCCACUCACCUCCCCCAUCACCCCCCCUUCUCCUCCCCCACGUCCGCGGAGCUGUACGAGGCAUGGGCGCAGCUCUUCGCGCUCGACUCGCCCCUCCCCCCGUCCACCAUCACCAUGCGCGCAUCGCUCCCCCCCCCGCCCCACCUGGAGGACUGCGCCGCGCGCACUGCCUUCCGCCUCGCCACCGAGCGCACAGGGGGGGGAGGGACGGGCGCGGAAGGGGGAAAGGGGGAGGAGGAGGUGGAGGGGGAAGCACCGGAGUGGGCGCGGGCGACUGCUGCGUGUGGCAAUGUGCCGCAGCCCCCAUGGGUGCGAGGAGCAGACGCGGCGAAUCUGGGGAGCACGCGGGAGGUGCAUAGGGACCUGUGGGCGCACCAGUUCCCCCCCGGCCCAUGUGAGGGCCGCCGCCUGCUGCUCGUGCACUGGCCGCACCCAGACCUCCCACUCCGGGAUGCUCACGGCGCCGGCGGUGGGAGCGGUGUUGGGAGGAGGGCAUGGAGUGCGUCGGAGGUGGCAGAGCAGGUGGCGGCGAUGGCAGGGGCGCUGAGUGUGGCGGUGAGCAGCCAACGCGUGCUGGUGCCCAUGCCAGGCUCCUUCCUCCCCGCCAACCACCCCCACUGCCACGCGGUGAACGAGUCGGGGUCGUUGCACUGCUACUUCUUCCGCUCCGUGUCGCCUGCCUGUGAGGCAGCAGCCAUGCAGCAGUACCGCGCUGCCGCCUCGCCCCCCUGCCGCCCGCUCUCCCACCUCGCUGAUGCCGUUGCCUCCAACGACUCCCUCGUCUGUGCCCACGCCACCCUCCACCCCUCCUCUCGCCCCCACUCCGCUGCUGCCAGGGCAUGGGGGGAUGCAUACAAGCAGCGGCCUUACCUGGUGGAGGAGAGGGGCGUCAUGGUCAACGCCACUGAGGAGCACAUGCAGGCCUACUGGUGGCAGGCCCAAGCCCUGCGCUUCCUGCUGCGCUGGCCCUCCGCGCUGCUGUGCCACGCCACCAACCGCAUGCGCCACUCCGCGUACGGGCUGCAAACCGCAGUGCUCGCAGCAGCGCAAGUGGCGGAGCAGCAGGCCAUCCUGGCGGCGCUGUGGUCGCCAUUCUCGGACGCGCACCAGCACCUGGGCAUCGACAUCCGAUCCGAGGCCAAGCUGCUGUCUGCACUUGACUUCUCCAAGCCCCGCAACUUGGAAACGGACGUGUGGCCUGUGCUGGGGUACUCUGCCUGUGCUCGUAGCGCUGCCGUGGAGCUGGGGGGUGGCGUGAGAGGGGAGAGUGAGGGGAGUGAGGGGAGUGAGGGGAGUGAGGGGAGUGAGGGGAGUGAUGGCGGUGGAGGUGGAGGGGUGCGUGGGAAAGGCGAUGCAGGAGGUGAGUCUGGUGAGGAGGAGGAUGUGCCCGAGGAGAAGCCGCGGGCGCUGGUGACGUACGAGAGGGUGGGCAGGGAGGUGGGCAUGCCACGGCCGGUGGUGAGCAUGCAUGUGGAGCAGCAGGUGGGCGACCAGGCGGAUGCGCUGCUGCCGCUGCUCUCGCUGGCCUACCGCCUGCGCCACCUCGACCCCGCGCUCACAUUCGCCUGGCUCUCCACCGACCACCUCGUAAGUGCGCCUCCCCACACACCACCUCGUAAGGGCAGGUGCGUUUGGGGGGAGGGAAGAGGCUUUGGCUCAAAUUUCGGCUGUCUAUCUGCAGAACAGCUGGUAAGUGCGGCUGUCCACAGAUUAGCUCAUGUGUGCGGCUGUGCUGGGCGGGAGGGAAAAGGGGUAUGGCUCUCCGCACAGCACCUGGUAAGUGCGGGUGUGCGUGGGGGGAGGGAACAGAUGUCUGGGUCGAAUACUCCUGGCACUCUGCGGACAAGCUGGCAUGUGGGGGUGUGUAAUGGGACGGGGGAGAGCGGGGGUGGAAGGCGUUGGAGGCUGAGUAAAAUUGCGUGUGGUUGGGUGGGGGUGAGGUGUGUGGGCAGGUGGGUGAGGGUUGGAUGGGUGUAA